AUGUGCGAGCCCGUUUCACAUCACCGGACAGAUUCAUACCUCAACGAUCUCUCCAUGCAGAUAAGCGAGCUUCCUAUCAGACCACCAAGCCUCCCGUGUUACUUCAGGGUCGUGAAAGAAAUGAUAGGCAGAGGGACAAUUCCGUUGACCCUUUCCGCUCGACAGAGACAGCACCACAAUGUCUACAACCUCCGUCCACCGCACUACACCCCGUCCUUUGUCCAUGGAACAGAUGCCUCUCCACCACGAAUCGACGGGAGGCUAGCAACGACAUCGCUUCGCCAAGUAAGCGGCGGGUUUUGGACAGUCGGCGGGCAGUUGACCGUCCAGCUGGGACAAUUGCAGGCAGUGCCUUCAGGCAACGGAGGCUUAAUCGCCAGUGGCACAACUGCACCCCUACAUACAGCUUCAUUUUUGGAUCAGCCUACACUGGAUGACAAGGUUGUCGAACAUGAACGUCGUCUCGCUUUGGCACUUGAUAUCGAUCAAACAAAUCGAGUCCUACUCCAAAAUCAUGUCAAUAGAGAAAAUGGUCCACAUUCUCUGCCACAGCACAGUCCUUUCGUUUGGAGAGAUAGUAGGUGGACUCGGGAUAUAAAUAUUCGAUCUCAUGCCCGAAAGACAGAAGAACAGCCUGCAGCCGAGAAGAACAUACCGACCGUCCCAUUCAGAGUGCUUGAUGCGCCCAGCCUGAAGGAUGACUAUUACUGCUCCAUUCUGGCCUACAGCUAUACUUGCCACACCUUGGCUGUCGCGCUCACCCACAAAGUAUACCUUUGGACGGAGCAAUAUGGCGUCCGAUACCCGCCGCUGCCUCCAGCCCGAGUGACCAACUUCGUCACAUCGCUGGCCUUCUCCUCAGACUCUGGUGGCCGAGCAAUCCUGGCUGUGGCUCGAAACAGUGGCGCUGUUACGCUUUGGAGUUUAUUAGAAGCAAGACCCAGGUUUGAUGCCCCACAUCCAUGCGCAGCGUCCUGCGUGGCAUUUCGACCGAGUGAGACGCACCGCCAAUCCAUCAAUGGCGACGAUUUUGUGCCGUGUGAAGAUUUACUGGUUGGUGACGACGCUGGCAAGAUUUACUACUACUCUCUCCAGUGGCCUGAAUCAAUGACGCUCCUUGCAAAAGUUGAUGCACAUACUCAAAACAUAUGUGGUCUGGCGUGGUCUCCUGACAGCGAGCUAUUUGUUUCUGGAGGCAAUGACAAUCGCGCGUUCUUGUUUGAUCCCAAAAUCAUACUACAAAAUCAACCGGAGAUACUCGCUUCUGGGAACAACGUCGAGCAUACUCCGACGGGGCACAUGCCUGUCGACCAGCAAGUUGAUCCGGCACAGAGUGGACCGACCACUCCGCCAGCAAUCCAGACUAUUCCAGUACCAUUCGGCAUGCUGACUCCGCCCACGUCGCCGGAAAGGAACCAGACCGCUGCCCAGCAGGGAGGAAUAUUUGACGUUCUUGCCGUAGCGGUCAGACAGACAACUGCUCGACUCACAACUCCACCUGUCAGCCCUACCAGGCGAGUAAGUGGUCUUGCUCGGGCCCCUAUUGUGGAUUACCGAUGGCCACCCAAUCGUACUGCCAGCCAGAACCUACCUGACAUCCGAAAUGGCCUGGCAGACCCAAGUAUUCCAGGUCAGACCAAUGUACACGUCUACUCAUUCUAUCAUUUCGCCGCCGUCAAAGCAAUUGCAUUUGCACCUUGGCAGCCAUCUCUACUGGCGACUGGUGGAGGCAGCAAUGAUAGACAGGUUCAUUUCUUCCAUACCGGCUCGGGUGCAACGCUAGCCUUGAUCAACAUCUUUUCGCAGGUCACAAGUCUGGUGUGGAGCACUACAAGACGAGAGAUUGCCGCAACGUUUGGAUAUUCACAACCAGAACAUGAGAUUCGGAUUGCCGUGUUCAGCUGGCCAGAUUGUGAAUGUGUUAUGAGCAUACCAUGGGAUCGGAAACAGAACGGCGAGAUUGGACGUGCUUUGUGGGCCGUUGCAUAUCCAGGCGGUCCGAAUGAUGCUGUACCAAGCCGAAGGCAAAGUCACGAUUCUGAUGGGUUUGCCGCUUAG
Molecule: messenger RNA, 2058 nt
Organism: Exophiala viscosa
Lineage: Eukaryota; Fungi; Ascomycota; Eurotiomycetes; Chaetothyriales; Herpotrichiellaceae
Product: WD40-repeat-containing domain protein
Exons: 3
Coding region: 1-2058 (685 amino acids)
Biological process (GO): anaphase-promoting complex-dependent catabolic process; positive regulation of anaphase-promoting complex-dependent catabolic process; positive regulation of ubiquitin protein ligase activity
Cellular component (GO): anaphase-promoting complex
Molecular function (GO): ubiquitin ligase activator activity; protein binding; anaphase-promoting complex binding
Source: RefSeq, a predicted model, not a curated record